This is a messenger RNA of Eriocheir sinensis (Chinese mitten crab), 981 nucleotides long. Its product is annotated as meteorin-like protein. Lineage: Eukaryota; Metazoa; Arthropoda; Malacostraca; Decapoda; Varunidae. The transcript is spliced from 3 exons. The record is from RefSeq and is a predicted model, not a curated record. Gene Ontology annotation, molecular function: hormone activity. The coding region runs from base 1 to 981 and encodes 326 amino acids.
AUGUGUCGCCUUACUCGCCGUGGUACCUCAACACUCCCUGCCCAGCCCAGCCAGCCAUUCCGACGCCGCCCCUACGGCUCCCUCACCCCGCUGUACCUCGCCCCACCCAGCCCAGCCACCCGCUCCUACGGCGGGCUCAAACAGGACGGACGAGGGAUUCAGCCUGUCUACCUAACCUGUACAAGUGGCCGAGUCGAGUGGCAGUACCCGAGAGCAGGCUUGAGGGUCAUCCUACGGUCCCCCCACAAAGGAAAGGAGUUCAGGGCAUGCAUCAAGGGAGACCAGAAGUUCGAGGGCGCUAGACUUUACCUUGAGGGACACCGAUCGCUGCUCCCCAUCUUCCACGCCGAUGAUGGGAGGCCGAAGGAGCUGGUGAGGUGUUUCUCAAGCUACAAGGGCGAGGCGGCGCUGUACGUGGAGGCCGAGCAAGGGCUGGACGGCCUCAAGAAGCAAGUCGCCGGGUUUGACUAUCACUUGAGACCUGUUGGAGAUGGCAAUGCGGUGUAUGAGCCCAUGGAAGAAUGCCGACCGUGCACUGAGACCGAGAUGCUACACCUGUACUGCGCGGGUGACUUCGUGGCUCGAGGCUCAAUACUUGCUGUUACCGACAAGCCGCACCUGGAGCACUCCCUGAUCACCAUCCACGCCACGAAGGUCUUCCAGCAAACGUAUCCUGUGUUCGGCCACGCCCACGCCCACCCCAAACGAGGCAGCACCGACAAGCAGACACAGACGCCGAAGGAAGAAGAGGAGGAAGAGGAUAACGACCUGUCCUUCAGCAGUCUCAUCGAAGCAGGAGGCUACGUAGGGAGGGUGGUGAUGCCCAUACAGUGUGGCGCCAAGUGGGGUGAGGGGGAGUUCCUGGUGAUGGGGGAUAUGCGCCUAGGCCAGCCCGUCCUCAGGUGUGCGCCCAGGUAUGAGGAGUGGUCAGCCCUCACCCGCCGCGCCCAGAGCCAAGCCCAGUGCAUCCUAGAAUCCUGA